AUGUUCAAAUCCUUGUUUGGAGUCGGUGUUACUGGUUUUUAUGACCGUGAAAUGAAAGCAGAAUACUCUGUACCCUACAUGAUAAUCUACGUUCUGAUAAUGAUUGUUGCGUUUUUUGUGACAAGUUUUGGUAUCAGAAUCGCUUUGUCGAUAAGAAGCUACGAAAAGACAUCAAAAUUUCCAAUAUUCGUAUUGAUAGCAUCUCUGAAUAUUGGACUUGCUUCAUGUUUCACUAUUCUCACAGUUUUUUUCGAAAUUCGAUUCGGUUUUAUAAUUAUAAUACCACUAUCCUACUUGCUCAUUUGUUUUGUAUUACUCAGCUUCCUCUACAAAUUCAAUUUAUCUCAAUUCCACAAAUUGAACAAAUAUCAUAGAGAAGAAUACACUUUGAGCAGAAGAUUUCAACUAAAAGAGAACAUUCGAGUUCUAUCACUUCUCAUGAAAAUGAUCUACGCUGUGAUAAUAUUCAUUGCAAUCAUUGUUGCUGGAUUUACACUUCCCAUCUUUUUUAAUUUUGGUCAUUUGACGAGUGAUUUCAUGAGGACAGUUGUUGAUUUUUGUGUGCAUUGUAAUCCGUGUAUUGUGAUUCCGAUGACAGCAUUUUUCAUCCCUGAAUUCAAAAAACAGGUCAAAGCUUCACUAUGUAAGAGGGUGUCGUUAGGAAGAGGAAGUGUGGAUUCUCACUAUAGAAGUUAUCGGGAAGACUCGAAUCAAGCUGAUGUAUAUUUUGAUCUUUUCAAGAAAACAACCAAAAAAUCAAUUCCUAACAAAACCUUACCAACUCGAUAA
Messenger RNA from Caenorhabditis remanei, 789 nucleotides. RefSeq lists its product as uncharacterized. Gene Ontology annotation, biological process: sensory perception of chemical stimulus. Gene Ontology annotation, cellular component: membrane. The record is from RefSeq and is a predicted model, not a curated record. The transcript has 3 exons. NCBI's taxonomy places the organism in Eukaryota, Metazoa, Nematoda, Chromadorea, Rhabditida, Rhabditidae. The coding region runs from base 1 to 789 and encodes 262 amino acids.